Medioppia subpectinata is the source of this 364-nucleotide messenger RNA. Lineage: Eukaryota; Metazoa; Arthropoda; Arachnida; Sarcoptiformes; Oppiidae. The record is from the annotation of a GenBank genome assembly.
AUGAAGUCACUUGAGUUGCUUACGAUUACAACACUUACGAUAGUUUCGGCACAAACUUAUGGAUUCACGCCUUACUACGGGAUGGGAUAUAAUCCUUUUACCAGUCCAUAUUAUGGCUAUGGUUUGGGUCUCGGGGGUUAUGGUGGGGGUUAUGGCGGAUACGGCGGUGGAUAUGGCGGAUACGGAGGUUAUUAUGGAAGAUAUCCCUAUUCAUCAGGAUAUGGUGGUUAUGGGGGGUCCGGAUAUUAUCCCUACUUCUCCAGGAGUGAUGUAUCCAAGAGUGGAUCAGAUAAUGGCAAGAGUUAAACAAUAAAGCACCUUCAUUAUUGGAAAAAUAUAAUUGAAUAUUAAUGUAUAUUUUAGC